CGCAUGUACAUACAUACAUGUGUGUAUGUACGUGCGUACUUACUGCAUAUUGAUAAAAAUUUGUAAAAAUCCACUUGCUUAUUAGUUUAUAGGCCCCGAUGAGUAAGUAGUUGCCUAAAACGAUUACCUCAGCUGUUUGGCGGAUUGUCUCAGCACAGCAGCGACGCCAACAAAAUUUGCGCAUUCCGUGAAAUUGAUUCACGAUUUGACAUUGAAAACACAAACGCAAUGGUGUUGUGGGCGUAAAGGAGGAGCAAAGGGCAAGGAUACGGGCAAACGGAAACGGUCGAUCGAAAGAGGAAAGGAGGACACCAACAAGAACAACAACAUGCCCUGCGAAAGCUGUGGCAUUGAGUUCACGGUCUUUCGCCGUAAGCGCAGCUGUUUCGACUGCAGGCGCUAUUACUGCAACAAUUGCUUGACGGCGACGACGGCGCGCCGCUGCCAGCGCUGUGCAAUAUUUGCCCAACGGCCGCUGUUGCACGCGGAUUUGUUGAAACUAAAGCCAAAAGAUUUAAUAUUCUAUUUGCAAUCCAAACACAUUUCCACUGAAGGCUGCCUGGAGAAAGAGGAACUGGUCGGUCUGGUGCUGGCACAUGUCGCUCAGUCGGAUCGCGAUACGGGCCGGCCGCCCAACAAUAGUCCCGGACGUGGCCAAGCCAAUCCCAUGGACAGUCUGAAGCAAACGUGCCAAAACUUUUUCACCAAUCUGAGUGACAAUAUCAGUGAUUCCUUAGCGUCCUUUGACACAAAGUCCAAUACUAAAUCAACGACGGACAACAGUCGGGCCAACAGUCGACAUGCAUCCCAUGAUAAUGGAGCAACGUCGUCAUCGUCGCCGCCGCCGCCGCCGACGCACAUUUUUGAGCAGCCGCGUGUUUCCACGCGCGAAAUUCCAACGUAUGCGAGUGCAGCUCAAGUGCAGACACCUGUACGCACGCCAGCCACAGCGAGAACCAACUCCACGGAGGUAGCGCAUGUGCAUGUCAGUCCAUCGACCUCGUCGACGCACACGACAACAUCGCCCACAGCCGCACCGGAGCCCAAAUCUGUGUCUGUGAUGGCCACAGAAGCGGCUAGGCUGCUGCACAAUAUUGAGCGUGAUAACUCGGAGUGUGAAUGCUCGGAUGAUGAGAUAAUAACCACGUUCAGUGAACGCACAUCGCUCAAGAAUAGCGAGAACAGCGCUGGCCAGGCAAGCCUAAGCCGGCCACCCUUGGAGACAAGCACUGCGGGUCUGGGUGCGACGACGACAGCAACUGCGACGACAACAGGAACGACCACAAACACCAGUCCUGGCUUCUCCAAGCAGGGCUCCCUUAGCUCCAAGGUGGACGCAUGCGGUGCAGACGCUUCGUCGCAGUCCAGCUUCGAGGAGCUGGGCGCCAUUGGCGGCAUUUCGGACGAGAGCAAAGCGGCAACCGAUACCAACAGCAGCAACCUGGAUCAGUGGCAAAUACUGGAACAAACAGCGCCAAGCAGCAGCAGCCAAGCGCUGCAGCAGCAGGGCUCACCCACGCAAACCGAGACGGCUACGGAGGAAAUUCUAGAGGUGACGGUGCGGGAUGUGCCUGGCGAGGCGCCUAGCUUUGAGCAGCGCACUGUCACGGUGCCGCAGGCGCCGCAGCGCACCAAAAAGGUAACACGACGUCGCUCCGACGGCUACCUGAAUCGUCGCCAUCAUUCCAGCGAUGAUGAAUCGCCAGUUGCGCCCAACGGAUUGGCCUUGAGCACACUGAGCGAACAGCCUGAGCCGGGCGCAGCCUCCAGCAGCAGCUGUCAGCGUUGUGGCAAGAAUAAAACAAAUAUUCGCCGACAUGUGGACAGGAUGCGUCGACAUUUGGAGAAUUCGCAAAUGUCUGAGGAGGAUAUCAAGCAUGAGCUGCAAGAGUUUCUCAGUUACCUGGAGCAGCGCACCAAGUCUGUGGACUGCUCCGAAGCGGACAGUCAUGCCAUCUCGCCGCUGAGCGGCGCAGAUGCGGGCAGCAUAGCGGACGCUGGUGCCGCCGGCUUGCCGAUAACGCCAACGAUUGAGUUCUCGCCCACACAGGAUGAUAACGAAACGCAUUGGGAGGAUGACGAGGGCAUUCAUGUGUAUGCCUCGUCCCUGGGCUUUGAGCCGGGCAACAGCAUGGACUCACGUUUCGUAAACUUGGAAGACUUUGAGGAUCGAAAAGACUUGGAGAAUCUAACGGUGAAACAGUUAAAGGAGGUUCUAAUGUUGCAUCGCGUUGACUACAAAGGCUGCUGCGAGAAACAGGAGCUGCUCGAUCGCGUUUGCAGACUAUGGAAGACUAUGCGCACAGCGCCAGCUGUUGAGAAACUUGCCACGGAUGAACUUUGUAAGAUAUGCAUGGAUGCGCCCAUUGAGUGCGUUUUUCUGGAAUGUGGUCAUAUGGCCACCUGCACCAAUUGCGGAAAGGUGCUAAACGAGUGCCCGAUUUGUCGACAAUAUAUUGUACGAGUUGUAAGAUUCUUUAGGGCGUAAUUCUAAAUGGCAGCCCAUAGCUCUGCUUAAUGGUAAAAAGUAUAUAAUAUAAUGUAUUAUGAAAACUGGUUGAUUGGCGGCCAGCGUUGAGAAGCUGGCCAAGUGAUUUGCUGUUCUGUGCGUGUACAUAUUGAAAGUAUGUAUUAUUAUACACAAAAAUAACAAAAAUACAAGCACAAUCUGUGCUAUUUAUACCGUUGUUACUGGGUCUUAAAUGCUCAAUAACUUCAGUUGAAUAAUAACAACUUGUUUGUUUCCUUAUAACUCUAAUGCUGGCAAUAAAACAAUUGCUUUUCGAAAAGAAAA
Molecule: messenger RNA, 2794 nt
Organism: Drosophila virilis
Lineage: Eukaryota; Metazoa; Arthropoda; Insecta; Diptera; Drosophilidae
Product: serine-rich adhesin for platelets
Biological process (GO): protein K48-linked ubiquitination; negative regulation of extrinsic apoptotic signaling pathway via death domain receptors; proteasome-mediated ubiquitin-dependent protein catabolic process
Cellular component (GO): cytoplasm; plasma membrane
Molecular function (GO): ubiquitin protein ligase activity
Source: RefSeq, a predicted model, not a curated record